AUGGUUUCCUCGGAUCCUAGAGUAAACCGCGAGGCUCGACUUCCUCACUCUCCAAAAAAGGCGAACGGCGGGAAAGCAGCUCCUGAGUCAAACGGAACCAGCAGUACUCACUCGAGCGAUGAAAUUCAAAAAAAAGAACCCGGAAAAUCUGCCAAUGGUAAAACUGAAUGCAAGUUGAUGCAAAUCCGGGAUGACAAGUCGACUUCAGACGUGACAUUGCUCCUAGGAAAGGACCGUGUUCCUUUCUACCUCCACAAACCAAUCCUUUCUAUUGCGUCCGACUUCCUCAGAGCGAUCUUGACCACGGCAAAUGGCAAUGGAGAGAAUCCGGUCCCUAUCCCCAUGAUCACCCCGGAGGCAUUCGAGGUCAUCACGCGUUGGAUGUACGGAGGUGGACUCGUCCUCGAACCGGAAUACGGCCUUAACGUUCUCGACGUCGUCUCGGGCACCAAAUAUCUUCAUCUUAACGACAUGAGGAUGAAGAUUCUCGACCACGUUGAAGAAUUGAUGGAGAAGCAUCUCUCGCAACCCGUCAUUUCCCGGGCUACCGAAGAAGGGAAACGCAUUGUCAACGAAAUGAACGAAGUCAUUCGUUUCUUUGUUCAAUUGUGCAAUCUCUGCUGGGAUGAUGACCUCGGGAGACUUGUCAAGUGUGCAGACUGGAUUAUCCGUGGCCAGGGUGUUGAUGUCGAGAGUUUGGUUCCAGCGAUUGGACAAGAAGUCGGUGGACGACUUUUCAUCGCUGCUAUCAUUAAAGCGGGCAAGAACAACGGCUGUACGGCCUGUGAUCUUGACAAAGAAUUUCAAGGUGUUCAAGAUACCGUCGAUCGCAUCGUUCGUCGUGCUAGUUCUCUCCAGCUUUGA
This is a messenger RNA of Orbilia oligospora ATCC 24927, 864 nucleotides long. RefSeq lists its product as uncharacterized. Lineage: Eukaryota; Fungi; Ascomycota; Orbiliomycetes; Orbiliales; Orbiliaceae. The record is from RefSeq and is a predicted model, not a curated record. The coding region runs from base 1 to 864 and encodes 287 amino acids. The transcript has 2 exons. Gene Ontology annotation, molecular function: protein binding.